AUGUCCAUCACCACCAUGUCCGAGUACGACGCUACUGCCGCCAACCUCGCCGCCGAGAAGCAGCUCCAGUCGUCGUUGCUCCGCAUCGCCAUCAUCUGCGCCUCGUCCAUCCAGUCGCUGCGCGAACCCGUCCAGCCCACAAUCCUCGCUGCUGACGACGACGACGCCGCCUCCUCAUCGUCGUCCAAGCCACCCGCCGCACACACUCUCGCCGCACAGAUCGUCUCGGAUCUCUCCCAGCUCCUCACCCUCGUUCAGAAGCACUCCACCAACCUCGCCCUUGCCCUCAAACCUAGCGCCAAAGCCGCUCCCCCCGCACCCCAUGCCACCGUCUCUCCCGUCUCUGGCCUCGACGCAAAGUCCCUCGAGGCGGCUCAGGCACAGAUCGUAGCGCUCGGCAACGACCUCCUCCCCAAGAUCGUCUUCCUCGCAAAGAAGACGUGGAAGGACCGCGAGGUCUUCCAGCACCGUCCCAACCACCUCAAAAACGACCCAGCCCAGCUCGAGGAGAGGCGCAAGCUCGAACAGCUCGCAAAAGACAUGGGCGGUCAGCUCAUGUCCGCAGACCAGCUCGGCAUCCCGCCGUCCGAGCGCAACGACCUCGAAAAGAAGAUCGAGUACUCGCUCGGCAACUCGUUCGCACGCGAGAUCCGCUCCGCCGUCGAAGACGUUCUCGGCUCCAUCGCAGAUCUCCUCCAUUCGCUCCUCGACGACCGCGCAUCCAAGGCGCUUGAAACCGCUUCCAACGCACGCGACCGUGCCGACGGCAUCCUCGCCAGCGUCGGCAAGAAGCUCGACAACCUCUCCCUCUCCUCCGGCCCGCGCGACCCCGCAGAGCUGCGCAAGCGCACGCUCGCCGCCAACAACCUCGUCUGGGAGACGUGUGCAAAGUACAUCGGAGAGAGGAAUGCCGACGGCACCCCACGCACCAUCACCUCGGUCGCUCCCAACGGCGUCCGCACAAAGGUCCACGUAAAGGGCCUCAGCAAGUCCAACCUCGAGGCCUCCAAGCGCUCCUGGAACAACCGCAUCGAACUCAUGCGCGACGGCCUCGACGAGCUCAAGCAGGGCAUCGACGCAGAAAACGACCCUCGCGCUGCCGACCUCGCCGCAGACGACGCAGACGAGUUCGCCUUCCCCGCCGCCACCCCGCUCUCCCCACAGCAGAAGGACCGUCUCCGCCAGAUCUCCAACCUCGUCAAGAUCGGCAACCUCGCUCACGAAAACAUCCUCAAGCAGCUCGUCAAGGCACAACCCGCCACCGCCGCCACCAUCGACCUCGACGAGGUUGAAGAAAUCGGAAAGCAGCUCGAAGAGUCCCAGGACGAGCUCGUCGCCGCCUGCCUCUACGGCGAGGUCGACGCCGGCCUCGAGGCACGGAUGUUCGACCACGAUGCUGACGAUGCCGACGACCACCUCAACGGCAACGGCAACGCCAGCGCCAACGACGACGGCGAUGCCGACCUCACCGAGGAGCAGGCCAUCGAAAAGGCCAUCCUGCGCACCCUCGAGCAGUACAUCCAGGCCAUCGUCUCGCUCUCCGCAUACGUCACCGACCGCGACGAGCUGGUAGACAAGGUGCACCUCGCCUGCGCCACCGACGAGACCGGCGACUUUGCACACGUCUUUGCCGCCAAGUUUAACCAGCUCUCCAAGGUGCUCUCCGAGGCCAGCUCCGACAUUGUCAUCCGCGCACCCUCAGCAACCGCUCCCGCUGGCAAGGCCACUCUGCAGCACACGCCCAUCCGCCAGCCCAACGACGAGUUCAAAACCCAAGUCUUUAUCCAGGAGCUCGAGUCCAUCGCCGCCAAGAUCGGCUCGGGCGCAAAGAUCACCGACCGCGCCAUCGCAGAGCACCUCGACAGCGCCGACCCGCUGCGCCCCAUGCGCGACGGCUACAUCCUACCCACCUUCAAGGACGUCUGCAGCCCAGACUACCCAUCCACCUCGGCCGACACCGCGCCGGACGCCGAGUCGCUCUACAUGUGCGGCAACUCGCUCGGCCCGCUCUCGCGCCUCACCAAGCGCUAUCUCGAGCAGGAGAUCGACGCUUGGGGCCGCAAGGCGGUGCUCGGCCACUUUGAGCAUCCCUACGGCACCCCCUGGACCCAGAUGGAGAAGCGCGUCGGCGAGCUCUGCGCCAACAUCGUCGGUGCCAAGCAGCAGGAGGUCGUCGUCAUGGCCACGCUCACGGGCAACCUCCACUCGCUGCUCGCCUCCUUCUAUCGCCCGGCCACGAUGCCGUUUGGCGUCGACUUCAACGGCGACGUUGCCGCCGCAAAGAGCCAGGGCCGCAAGACCAGGCACAAGAUCAUCUUUGAGCAGAAGGCGUUCCCCUCGGACCAGUAUGCGCUCGCCUCGGUCGUCGAACUCAACGGGUUUGACCCGGCCACGUCGCUCGUGCCGCUCGUGCCCAAGCAAGGCACCAAGACGCUCGACACGGCCGACAUCCUCGCCACCAUCGAAAAGUGCGGCAAGGAGGGCGAGACGGCCAUCGUGCUCAUCGGCGGCAUCCAGUACUUUACCGGCCAGCUGUUUGAGCUCGAGAAGCUCGCGGCCAAGGCGCACGAGUACGGCAUCCUGUUUGGUGUGGACCUGGCGCACGCCUUUGCCAAUGUGCCGCUGGCGCUGCACGACUGGGGCAUCGACUUUGCGUGCUGGUGCACGUACAAGUACGGCUCUUCGGGCCCGGGCGGUAUCGCCGGUCUGUUUGUGCACGAGCGCUGGCACGAGCGCCACCUCGCGCGCCAGGCGGGCUGGUGGGGCCACGAGAAGGAGACGCGCUUCUCCAUGCCGGACCGCUUUGUGCCGACGCGCGGCGCCGAGGGCUGGCAGGUGUCGAACCCGUCCAUGCUCGACAUGGCCGCGCUCAAGGGCAGUCUCGAGACGCUGCUCAAGGCGGCGGAGUACGGCGAGCGCAACGCACGCGACGAGGGCGCCGGCCAAGGCAAGGUGGGCAGGGGCAGCGUCAUGCCCAUCCUGCGCAGCAAGAGCCUCAGGCUCACAGCGUACCUCGAGGCGCUGCUGCUCGAGCCGGGCUUCUUCCCGGACGGAUUCGACAUCCGCGUGGUGACGCCGCGCGAUCCGCUGCAGCGCGGCUCUCAGCUGUGCAUCCAGAUCCCCGACCCGCCCGCCGCGGUCGCCAAGCGCGAGGCCGAGGAGAAGGCGCAGCGCGAGCAGGCGCAGAGCGCAAAGUCGAGCGGCAAGGAGGUGCCUCCGCCCAUCGACGGCAAGCGGCUCAUCGCCAGGGCGCACAGGCGCGCCGAGAAGCAGCGCGGCCUCGUCGCCGACAUCCGUGCGCCCGACAUGCUCAGGUUGGCGCCGCUCGCGCAGUUCUCGACGUUCACCGACGUCUGGAGGACCGCCGACGUGCUCAGGCAGAGUCUGCUCGACGAGGUGCAGGCGGAUCAGAAGGCCUAG
This is a messenger RNA of Moesziomyces antarcticus, 3420 nucleotides long. RefSeq names its product kynureninase. Gene Ontology annotation, molecular function: pyridoxal phosphate binding; kynureninase activity. The record is from RefSeq and is a predicted model, not a curated record. NCBI's taxonomy places the organism in Eukaryota, Fungi, Basidiomycota, Ustilaginomycetes, Ustilaginales, Ustilaginaceae. The transcript has a single exon. Gene Ontology annotation, cellular component: cytoplasm. Gene Ontology annotation, biological process: NAD+ biosynthetic process. The coding region runs from base 1 to 3420 and encodes 1139 amino acids.